This is a messenger RNA of Dinoponera quadriceps, 3472 nucleotides long. Its product is annotated as zinc finger protein 37-like. NCBI's taxonomy places the organism in Eukaryota, Metazoa, Arthropoda, Insecta, Hymenoptera, Formicidae. Gene Ontology annotation, cellular component: nucleus. Bases 324 to 2504 code for a protein of 726 amino acids. The transcript has 3 exons. The record is from RefSeq and is a predicted model, not a curated record. Gene Ontology annotation, biological process: regulation of transcription by RNA polymerase II. Gene Ontology annotation, molecular function: RNA polymerase II transcription regulatory region sequence-specific DNA binding; zinc ion binding; DNA-binding transcription factor activity, RNA polymerase II-specific.
AGUAACACCGACGGAACUGUCGCCUCCAUAUUCGCCCCUUACGUCGUACCUCGCGUAUACCUUCCUUACCGUUUUUCGCGCGUUUCAUCUGGCCGUCAUAGUGCCGUUAAACGAAGAAAGCGGAAGAGCGUUUCGAAGAGUACAAACAUUCAAGAAGGAAAGAGGAGACUUCGCGCGGCGGAAGGUCCCGUCGUUGGCUCAGCACAAAACGACGCGGUACGGCGGGCGUGGAUUCCCUCGAUUAUCUCUUCGUCGGUUUCUCCUCCUCUUUAUGUAUCUCAGAACAUAGUCCCGGAUACGCAGAACGAGAGAGGAAAUCAAGAAUGGAGCUGGAAGAGAGAGAGGCGAAGGUGUGCAGGCUGUGCGGCCAAUUCGAAAGACUCUACAUCGAUGUGUUCGGCGAGGAGGGCAUGAGACGCUACCUGAGCGUCAAGAUCCACUCGAAGAUCAACAUAAUGAUAGAUGAAAUGGAUCCUCUGCCCAAGGCGAUCUGUGUUCAGUGUCUGGGCAAGCUCGAAUUCGUCUGCGACUUCCAAGAGGAGUGUCUACGCACCCAACAUGAGUUACGCGAUCGAUACAAUCUACCGCCCUUAACAGAGUUUGAGGUAAAAAAUGAAGAUGCACCGCCGGCCAGGUCGACGGAUAAUAACAACAGUAUUGAGAAAAAUCUUAAUUCCACUAGCGGCGAGGACUCCGAGCAGCAACAGCAACAACAGCAGCAGCAGCAACGAGUUCUCAGGAGAAGUCUCCGUAGCCAGCAGCAGGCUAAGUCCAACGACGAAAUAAGCGUGGAGGAGAAUUCGCAAAGCAGUCAGAGUAUACAAAGUACAGAACUGACGCCGUCUCGCUGGUUGAGACGCCGGCACAACGUGGACUCCACAACGUCGUCCGUGGCCAACAACAGCGAGGAGAUCGAGGAGAUCCCGAUCGCGAGCAGGUUGAGGAGUCACAAUAACAACGCGGACAACAGUAAUCAAGCCAAUGCUUUUUCUCUGAGUGUCAGCAACAGCGAUAACGAGAGCGCUACGGGGAAGAACGUGAUACACGAUCCGACGCAAUCGACGAUUCAGUUACCAACAUCGGCGUUGAACAAAUUGUUAACUCUCGUUUCCGGUGCUCCCGAUAUCGAGGUGUCGGUGAAGGAAUCGCGGAAUCGCAGCGGCGGCGGUGGCGACGGCAUCGGCAGCAACGCCAGUAACAGCAGCAGCAAUGACGCCGAGGAUAUCAGUUUCACCGUGGAACUUUGCAGGAAGUCGAGCGAAGACGACGCGUUGCCGGAGCUGAAAGUGCGGGCGCGAGUGUUCCCGGAUCAGGGCUGCUGCUUGGUCGACUCCGCGAUCGUCGAUCUGCUGCAGAAUUCUCAGAACACCACCGUGGAGAUGAACGGCAUCGUCAACAGUAUCCUCGGCAGCACCGGCAAGAAUAACGGGGUCGCGUCGUCAAAGCUGUUGAAGGACUUGGAGGAGCUGGAGCAAAUGACGGAGGCGAUGCAAAAGCCGGAGGAGCUCUUCCGCGUGGACGGCGAGGAGAUCAAGGUGGACGAUAACGUGGAACACGUGACGAACGACGGGCAGAACGGUUACGCGUGUAAACUCUGUCACAAGUUCUACGAGCGCCGGGACAAGUGUACCGUGCACGUGAAGACGCAUCUCGGCAUCAAGCAGUACACCUGUGUCGUGUGCAACGCCAAAUUCGUCUGCAAGUCGGACGUGAUGAAGCAUAUCCGUUGCUCGCACACGAAUCCACGGCCCGUGCAGUGUCCCAAGUGUCCGAAGCGCUUCAAGUCGAAGUUUUAUCUGACCGAGCACGAUAACGUGCACAAGGGCGUGCGGCCGUAUAGCUGCACCGACUGCGGACAGAGCUACCAUCACAAGGUGUCGCUGCAGAUUCACAUGAAGUCGCAUCUGCCGCCGCAGAAUCUUGCCUGCGAGUACUGCGGCAAGGUGUUCCCGUAUCGCACGCGGCUCCUCAGCCACAUCGCCAGCGUGCACCUGAAGAAGCGCCGUAACUUCCGCUGCCGUUUCUGCUACAACCUUUAUUCCAGCCUGGCGGUAUUGAACGAACACAUCAAGACGCGUCACGCCACCACGCAUACCUGCGGCAUCUGCGGCAAGACCUUCAAGGUCACGUCCAAGUUCAAGGCCCACGUGAUGCAGCACUCGAAUCCGAAGCCGUUCGUCUGCGGCAUAUGCAACAAUCGUUACGCGUCCAAGGCCUUUCUUAACGAGCACGUGCUCAAACACGAGGGUCUGCGCAAGCACAAGUGCAAGACGUGCAACGCCACAUUCGCGCAAGCGAGUCACCUGGCCGCGCAUCGCCACGUGCACGGCGAGAAAACGCACGCCUGCCCGGAGUGCGGCCGUAAGUUCAAUCGUCGUGAUAACAUGAAGGUGCACCGGAAGCGGCAUUUCGAGCAGAAGAAGAGCGGCAAGCAAAAGAUCACCACCACCGCGUCCAGCGUUGUUGACUCGGUGGCCGCAACGACCGCGACUAACGAAAAAUAGUGUGGACGGUGACUUGAGAAAUUGCCGUUACUAAUGGCUGAACAUACUGGAGUAUACUUAGGGAUAAGAGUUAUAGAUAGAUUUUACUACGUAGCGGCGUAGCUACGCAGCGAAGACUACUCUCUUAGACUACAUAGAUCGCGAGAGGUCAGCGUUCGACCGACGUGGAGUCCUGAGAUUAGAAAGUAAGUGAGAGAUAUUUAGCGAGAAUGUGUGUUGUGAAAGAUUGCUCAAGGACAACGAUGGUCUUUUUAUGGUACAUGGCUUGGUGCUCCGAUAAAUUAUCGACAACAUUUUUGACCUUUAGCAAUAACGAUUGAUUUAUCUAUGUUCUCGAAGACUAUGUUUCAUUUCUUAUUCCCUUGUAAAUGUCGACUUUUCUACUAGGAUUAAGCGAAUUCGCUUCUUCAGCAGCUUCGCGACUUUCUUUCUCUCCUCGAUCGGAGAAUCGAAUUCGUGGAAUUUUGAGAAUGUAUUUUCGUAUCUCGGCAUCCAAUUCUUUUGUAGUACAUGUCGUUCUAUCAUAUAUCCAAAAGCAUGGUGAAUAAUAUCCCGGACAGCACGCAACGUUUAAUAUCGAGCCAUAAGACGUCUUUCAUGCUGUUUGGGACGUUAGGAAUUACCCCUGCAUGUCUUCUUUCGAUAUCUUUCAUACGUUUUUAUUACGUGAAAACCUCUUAUGUUUUUCUCGUAAAGGCGUUCAGAGAAAGAAAGAGAGAGAGAGAGAGAGAGAGAGAGGGUGAUGUUCGGAGAAAAAUGAUUUUUGUAUAAUAGACAAUAUUGAUGUACGGCCAAAAACAUAAUUACCCUCAUAAUCGUGUAGCUUUAGCGAAAAUUUGAUAACUCAAUGACGUACUAGGAAUCGGGCUUCCAAAAUAAUCAAUAACCUCGACUAGAGCGAAAAUAUUUUCUAUAGGUCUUUACACGUGCGUUCGUGCGUACGUGCGUGUAUUUUGUGUGUGUGUGUG